AUGGCAUCAGACGAUAUCGGAGGACAACAGCCUGUACGACAUGUCGUGGUAGAAGAUGCAGCCGUGAGAGGCCGUCUUGCAAACAGUGUAGGAAAGGAGGACGAUCCUGUAAAUAUUUGA
Molecule: messenger RNA, 120 nt
Organism: Sclerotinia sclerotiorum 1980 UF-70
Lineage: Eukaryota; Fungi; Ascomycota; Leotiomycetes; Helotiales; Sclerotiniaceae
Exons: 2
Coding region: 1-120 (39 amino acids)
Source: RefSeq, a predicted model, not a curated record